Egretta garzetta (little egret) is the source of this 1902-nucleotide messenger RNA. It is a transcript of the gene SHC4, whose product is annotated as SHC adaptor protein 4. Gene Ontology annotation, cellular component: plasma membrane. Gene Ontology annotation, biological process: intracellular signal transduction; cell surface receptor protein tyrosine kinase signaling pathway. Lineage: Eukaryota; Metazoa; Chordata; Aves; Pelecaniformes; Ardeidae. Gene Ontology annotation, molecular function: receptor tyrosine kinase binding. The record is from RefSeq and is a predicted model, not a curated record.
AUGAGAGACCGCAGCCAGCAGAGCCUCGGUGGACACGUCCUGUAUGUAGGGUUAUUCAGACAUCCAGGAAUGCUGCACAGGGCUAAGUACAGCCGAUUCAGGAAUGAUUCGAUAACAUCCCUAGAUGAAGGUACGCAAAAUACAUCUUUAAACAUCAAAGGUUCUUCUUCCUCUUCCCAUUCUUCAACGCCUAAUUUACUGACGGAAGAUGUCUCCUUGGGGUCACAGGACACCUGCACCACGCUGUGCACGCUGAUCCCCCGGAUGGCUAACAUUAAACUUGCCAACCCCUCCAAUCUGCCGGGGCUGAAAAGCUUCUGCCUGGGAACGAAAGAGGUGCCAAGAACUAAACUCACAGAGUGCGUUACCAUCCCGAGCAGCCCGACCUCGCCUGAGAUCAGCUGCGUCUCGGCCUCUUAUCCACAGCCUGACCUGGACAAGCUGGCCCUAACCCCAAAGCCCGUGGGCGACUGCGCCGUGCAGGGAGCUGAGGAGGCCGCUCCUGUGGGCAGGCAGGACAGGAACCUCGCGCCGAGUGCUGAAACCGUGGGGGAGCCGAGAACGACCUACGGUGUGCGGUACAUGGGCUGUAUUGAAGUGCUGCAGUCAAUGAGGUCCCUGGACUUUGGCACGCGAACACAAGUCACCAGGGAAGCAAUAAGCCGGUUGUGUGAAGCUGUAUCAGGUACAAAUGGAGCUAUAAAAAAGCGGAAGCCUCCAGUGAAGUUUCUGGCUUCUGUACUUGGCAAAAGUAACCUUCAGUUCUCUGGCGUGAAUAUAAAACUGACCAUUUCAACAAGCAGCCUCACUUUGGUUAAUGUUGACACGCAGCAGAUUAUUGCCAACCAUCACAUGCAGUCCAUCUCAUUUGCUUCGGGAGGUGACCCAGAUACAACAGACUAUGUUGCAUAUGUAGCAAAAGAUCCUGUUAAUCAGAGAGCAUGCCACAUACUGGAAUGCCCCAAUGGGAUGGCGCAGGAGGUGAUAAACACCAUAGGGCAGGCUUUCGAGCUCCGGUUCAAACAGUACCUGAAGAACCCAUCCAGCCUGGUUACGGCUAAUGAAAGUGAGGCAGCAAAUGCUAAUGGAUCAUCUGGGAAUUCACAGGAGAGGGAGGAUCAUGAAUAUUACAACGAAAUUGAGAUUCAGGGGAAAGAGCCUCCCACUGGUGGAGUGUUAGACAUGCGAAUGAAAGUGCAAACAGACCAAAGGGCUAACUGUCUUACACCGUGCAAAAAGCAGUAUUGCUUGACAGGCAGCCCGACAUUCAUCAAUAUAUAUGAAAAUUGCCCAGAAGAAAACAAAACUGUGGGUAAUUGUGGUGAAAGAUCACAGAAGACAAAAAAAGAGGCAACAUUAUUGAGGCCUGCCUACAAAACAGAUCUUUUUGAUGAUCCGUGUUACAUCAACACACAGACCCUGCAGUCUGCAGUCUGUACAGCCCGUGGUACGGCAACAACACAGAUCCAUGGGAGCCCACUGCGUCAGGCCAAGUUACCGGAAGCUGUUCACCAGAGUGCCACAAGCAACACAGCUGGUCUCUGUGUUCAGCCACAAAUAAAGCAACAGCUAAAGAAUGAAGAUUGUUACCAUGGCAAAUUAAACAGGAAAGCAGCAGAGAGCCUCUUAGUCAACGAUGGGGACUUUCUGGUGCGAGAGAGCACGACGUCACCUGGUCAGUAUGUCCUCAGUGGACUUCAGGGAGGGCAAGCAAAGCAUCUGCUCUUGGUGGAUCCUGAGGGCAAGGUGAGAACCAAAGACCAUAUAUUCGAUAGUGUGGGUCAUCUCAUUCAGUACCACAUGGAAAAUAAUUUGCCAAUCAUCUCUUCUGGAAGUGAAGUGAGCUUGAAGCAGCCUGUAAGGAAAGAGAGUAACGUGGGACACAUGCAAUAUCACAAAUAA